AUGAAUCUUGAAGGGCGCACGAUCAACGGAUUCUAUACGCACCUUUCUCGUGAUGGCGUUCUACCAUUUGGCAUGUAUCAUACCCAACACGUCAUCACAGCCUUCUUGCCGGAGCACCUUUCCAACAGCAUGCGCUUCUACAAGACUUUUCGACAAUUUCCAUGCGUUCAGGUCCUCCAGGAGUUCGCACCGCAAGACCUCAAUGAGAACGGUCAAGGGCGGGUUGAAUUGGAGCUGGUAGCGAACGUGCGGCUUGUUCUAGACGACGUCGUCUACUCGCCUCAUUUGCCUCGGGUGCCGAGGGCGUACGACAGAUUGUUCCUCAGUCUGAAAAAGCUCUUGGCCAGCGGUUGCACGUUGGAGGUUGAUCCUUGGGACCACUGGAUCAUAAGACGUGACGGGAAUUUACUGGUCUUCGGGAUCAGGUCGCCGGAACUCCCGGACCCAGAAAUGCGCAUCGUGCUUGGUCCGUAUGUGCGAGAUGGCCAGUCUCCCAGAGUUCCUCAGCACUUGCAGAAUGCUAUUGCGAAAGAGACUCCGCAAGCGGAAGGAGGACCACCCCGAGGACUGCAAGCCGCCAUCUUGAGGGCAAACGCACGAGAAGAGGAGAAAGAAGCUGGGCUGUUGCAGAGCCAACUUGGAAGAUUGACAGCCCCAAUUGAGGACAACAAACCGGCAAAGCCGGUGGCGGGUGCGGUCGACAAGGCAAUUAGCAAAGCUGGUAAGACUAUCUCUCGGCCCACUCAAGGCAGUGCGUUAGUGAAACCGAGGGAGGCUGCGCGCAAGCACUGGGGGAAUCUGGCGUAUGGUGCGCUAUCACCGGCGGAAGUUGGAAGAGUGACAGCCCCGGUUGAGAACAAACCGGCAAAGCCACUGCAGGGCCAACUUGGAAGAUCGACAGCCCUGGUUGAGAACAAACCAACAAAGCCAGUGGCAGAUCCGGUUAACAGGGCAAAUGACAAAGCUGGGAAGAACAUAUCUCGCCCCUCUCAAGGCAGUGCGCCAGUGAAACCGAAACCGAGGGAGGCUGCACGCAAGCACUGGGGUAACCUGGCGUAUGGAGCGCUACCACAGGCAGGCAAAGACACGAGAUGA
Molecule: messenger RNA, 1095 nt
Organism: Fonsecaea multimorphosa CBS 102226
Lineage: Eukaryota; Fungi; Ascomycota; Eurotiomycetes; Chaetothyriales; Herpotrichiellaceae
Exons: 1
Coding region: 1-1095 (364 amino acids)
Source: RefSeq, a predicted model, not a curated record